Messenger RNA from Phalacrocorax carbo (great cormorant), 6928 nucleotides. The record is from RefSeq and is a predicted model, not a curated record. Lineage: Eukaryota; Metazoa; Chordata; Aves; Suliformes; Phalacrocoracidae.
AAAUAAAGCGGCGGCGGCAGGUCACCCUUCGGGCGCGCGGCGCGGCGCGGCGGGAAGCGGGGGUGAGCGCGCGUCUGUGGGGCGGCCUCGCUCGCGGACAGGCAGACGCAGAGCCGCAGGAUGCCCGUAGCUCCCGCGGCGAGGGGCUGAGGCGGGUGGGGGCCGAGAGGUCGCGGCGAGGAGGAGGAAGGCGGGAGAGGCGCGGGGAGGGUCUCGCGCCCGCGGCGCGGCUGAGGAUGGCGCCGGUGAGCGAGCAGCUGGCGCCGCAGGGCGCGGGGGGCCCCGCCGCCGCCGCCCCCCUCAACGGCCCGGCGGUGGAGGAGCAGCCGCGGCGGGAGAACGGCGGCGAGUGGUGCCCGGGGAACGGCAGCCCUGCCGCGGCCAGCGGCGAGAGCGGGGCCCAGCCCGGGGCGGCGAGGGAGGCCGGCGGGAGCGCGGCGUGCCCCGGGAGCGCGGGGCCCGAGCCCCCCGAGGGCGGCUGGGGCUGGGUGGUGAUGCUGGCCGCCAUGUGGUGCAACGGCGCCGUCUUCGGCAUCCAGAACUCGUGCGGGGUCCUCUUCGUCUCCAUGCUCCAGCUCUUCGGUGGCGGCGCCGCGGACGAGCAGCUGGCGUUCAAAACAGCAUGGGUGAACUCUCUCUCUAUGGGGAUGGUCUUCUUCUGUUCUCCAAUAGUCAGCAUAUUCACAGACCUGUUUGGCUGUCGGAAAGUAGCUGUUAUUGGAGCUGCAGUAGGGUUUGCUGGACUCCUUUCAAGUUCUUUUGUAAGCACCAUUGAACCUCUAUAUUUCACCUAUGGAAUCUUAUUUGCCUGUGGCUGCUCAUUUGCAUACCAGCCAUCCUUGGUCAUUCUCGGGCACUAUUUCAAGAAACGCCUUGGACUAGUGAAUGGCAUUGUCACUGCAGGGAGCAGCUUGUUCACUGUGUCACUGCCCUUCCUCUUGAGAGUUUUGAUUGAUUCCGUUGGCCUAUACAACACCCUGCGGGUCCUGUGCAUCCUUUUGUUUGUUCUGUUCCUGGCUGGCUUUACAUACAAACCCCUUGUUUCCAACACCAAAGACAAGGAGGGAGGAAAGAAGGGAAAGUUCAGAUUUCCUCCUGAAAAAAAGAUUUGCAAUUUCUCAGUUUUCAAAGUUCUCAGUUACCGAAUCUGGGCUUUUGGGAUCCCAGCUGCACUUUUUGGAUAUUUUGUGCCUUAUGUUCACUUGAUGAAGCAUGUAAAAGACAGAUUUGGUGACAGCGUGCCAGAAGAAGUGCUUCUGUUGUGUCUGGGCAUUACUUCAGGAGUUGGCAGAUUGAUCUUCGGCAGAGUAGCAGAUUAUAUUCCUGGUGCAAAAAAAGUUUAUUUACAGGUGGCCUCAUUCUUCUUUAUCGGCCUGAUGUCUAUGAUGAUUCCACUGUGCCAUGCCUUUGGCAGUCUCAUUGCUGUCUGUCUCUUCAUGGGCCUGUUUGAUGGGUGCUUCAUUUGCAUUAUGGCUCCUAUUGCCUUUGAGCUUGUUGGGGCUCAGGAUGUCUCCCAGGCCAUAGGAUUUCUACUAGGACUCAUGUCAAUACCUAUGACAGUUGGUCCACCCAUUGCAGGUUUGCUGUAUGAUCACCUCGGCACCUAUGAUGUCGCAUUCUACCUGGCUGGUGUUCCUCCCAUUGUUGGUGGAGUUAUAUUAUGUUUCAUCCCCUGGGUCCAUGAACGGCAGAAAUUAAAAGAAAGAGCGCAACCUGUUGAUGGAGAAACUACUGAGAAAAUGCUGGAAAAUGAACGCACUUUGGUGUCGGACACUACAGAAAAGUCAGUCAAAGAAAUGGAAUCUGGUUUUUGAUACUUUUCCUGUACCAGCCUGACCUUCCUCAACCGAAGCUAAAUUUGUACUUCUUGACUGAAGAUACUACAUGAUACUGAAGAAGCUUUGAACUAUUGCUCAAAUUUCAGAACUGCUAUAUGAAUCUUUUAUACCAUUAAACUUUUGUCUGAUGAGUCAGAGUUUGAUUUCAAGCCACGUUUUCAAAGUAUUUGAAGUUUUGUAGCAUUGGUGUGUAGGUGCGUAGCGAUUCUGUGUGAAGAGAAUAUUUUUCUAAUUCAUCAGAACCAGUUUCUGGAAGUGUGACAGCUGGUUUUGGUUCACUGACCCAGGACUCUUCAAGAACUCUUAUGGCCCAUCCAACGCAGGCACACCCGUGGGUGUCUAUACUGGAAAAUGUAGUAGCUCUUAUGACUUGAUUUGGUUUUUGAAGUUUCUCAUGCUGUUUUAGUCUUCUAUAAUUCUGCGUCAGGAACGUGAAUAUGCAUCUUUUUGAGUACCUUAACUCUUGCUGAAAUAAUUUUGCAUUAGAAAGCUAAAUUAUUAAACAUCUGUUUUAUUUUCUCUAAAUACCCAGCCUGCUCGGUUUGCUUAAACACCCAACUAGUUUUGCAUUCACCUUUUCACAGUAGCCCAAACAAAGUACACGAAGGAUGAAAUUUUUCAUGGACCCAGGUUUUGAAUAUGCACAAACUAAGCUCCGAGUGCAAACACAUUCAGAAGUAAAGCUGCUGAAUGAUAAUUUUUUUAUUUGGUGAAGGCAAUACUAUUAAUGUAUACGUGUAUAGUUUUUUCGGCUAAACCUCAGAGUAGCUGGUAGUUUUGAGAUUGUACUGACAGUAAUACUUUGGAGAGGUAUUGUGAAUUAGACUAAAUUUCACAUUAUUCUGUUGUACUUGUUAGGUUUGUUCUUUAGUCUUAAAAACAAGACAGCUUUAAAGGAUACAUUCCAAGUGCAAUAAUAAGUUGUUUUUAAUGUGGAAAUAUGCACGAGCUAUUACAAUGACAUUCGACUAUUAAAGAUUUUUGCACUAAGUGACCAUGCAGGUGGUUUAUAGGUCUGUAUGGCUGUGUUCAAUUGGGUGUAGGGAAUAGCUCCAUAUUUUAUUCAAAUAUAAAGAAAUGUCUUUGCAUGUCCCACUUCUUGCUUAAAAUGCUGAACAAGUGGCCCUAUGACUUCUGUGUUCUUAGGCAUUAUGCGCUGUUUGUCAAGUAGGUAUUACUGAAAACCUUUCUCUGAAAAAUAUGUGAAAGUAUAAUCCUUAGAGAUGAAAACACUGCUUUUCAGUUUAUCAUAAAACACUUCCAAGUACAUUUUUUAUUUGUGGGUAUGGGUCAGCAAUGCAAUGGAAUACUUAAUAAUUCUUUACUUCAGGUCCUUUCAAUACCAAUUUUUGUUUUCUUGUUUAGAAGCGUCAUAGCAAAGAGUAAACUAAAUGUGAUCUGAAGACAAAAUGCACAUUGAAGUGGAUUUACUUAAUUAGUAACAAUACCUGUUUUUACAUAAACUGUGGAGGCAUACCACUUCAAAAUUAUAACCUUUAUUCUUUUCUAUUUUUAUUAUUUUUUUCUCCAGAGUUACAGUAAAUUGCUCAAAGCCCAUGUGCAUUUGUGAUAUAAAGCAUUAUAUUGGCAAUACUAUUACAUAGAAAGUUUGCAUCUAUCAACUCAGUCCUUUAAAUAUAAUCAUGCAAAGCAUCCUAAUUAUUGGAGACCAAAGCUCAUACCUUUUUUAUGCUGCAGAAUUUCAAUCCUGCUGUACACGAGCAAGGUUUAAAAGAAUUGAAUCUUAAAAUGUUAGAGGUGGAAGAAAAAAACAAACCCAGACUCAUCUGUAAGACAGAGGCCAUUCAGGAUCACAAGGACUUGUGCUUCUGCACUUCAUAAGUACUUCUAAAAUUGUCAUGAAAGCAUUCGUAGUAUUGCUAAUUAAAAUGACUGCAAAAUGCUGCAUUCAUUACAAAAACAUUGUUAACGGCUUAUGCUGUUCUCGUCUGGAGUAUUUCUGUAGAACAGGUUGUUCAGUAUUAUCUUUUAUGUGGGCAACGCAAAAGGUGUUAAGUGUGAUAAAAGCCUCAUUUCCUAUUGCUUUGUUAUGAAAAAUUAAUAUCCAUCACAGAUCUUGCACUUCAUGUGCUCUAGCUUUGAGCUUUUAACCAAAAACAAGGCUGCUUUUUAGCACUGUGCAAUUUGAAAUCAUUGUGACCAGACAUCUUGAUGUAAUUGUGGCAUCUUCUGGACUUGCUGCUUUCUAUCUGUAUCAAUUAUCUGGGAGAGAAUACAAAAUAAGUUUUAAAAAUGAUACAGAAAUAGUAUAACAAUAGUAUGGAUUAACUAUUGCCAGACCCUUUAAAAAUGUAUCUGCACAUAAAAAUCCAAACUCUUGUAUUUGAGUAACUAAAACUGUAAAUUAUGCUCACAAAUAUGAAGGACAAUGUUAAAAAACCCACAAACCCCCGAGACUCCAGGAAGAGGGGUAUGGUGAGUGUAUAAGUGGAGUGAUUACUGUGCUAAGAACAGCUGUUGAACGGGACGGCAGGCAAGAGGGAAGCAGACUUAGGGGUUAGGAAGCUACAGUGCCUUGAUGUUGGAACAAUGAACCUAUGUCUGCUGCCAGUGCUUGUUUUACAACAAUGCUCAAAUUGGAAAGGCUUCAGGAAAAAAAUGACUUUUUAGAAAAGGUUAAAAAAAGUAAAUUAAUGCAUGAGACUCCUGUUAGCGCCUUGACUGCUAGCUUGUGUCUAUGGCGGAAAUGUCCAAUAGAAAAUGCUCUGUAUUGGAGAAAAGCAUAAGCAGAUUGUGUCCUAAGGCUAGAUAAGAUGUAGUUAAGAUGAAAAAUGAAGUUCAGGUUGUCACCGCUGAGGCAGGCUAAACCCUGAGAAACGGACUUCGGCAGAUACUGGAUUCUGUAUGCCCUGAGGCUUUAAAAGUGAGGUUAGCUGUCUCCCUUUAAAAAACAGCCCCAAACAAUAAAAACAACCCCAAAACAAAAAACCACAAACCAAAACACAAAAAGCUCAAUGCAAAUAGCAACUCUUCAACACAUUUAUGAAAAAAGGAUUGAAUAAUGUAGAAAUUAUUGCUAUUCUGAAAACUAGGAGAGAAAAUCACCAAGUAGUCUAUGUUGGCUGAGUAAAUGUACAUAAAUUUUUGUAACAAAAUUUAAUUUUAGGUGUGAAAACCUGUUCAUGGGAAACCUGCUGAACCCAUAUCUUGAAGACCUAAUUCAUGCCAGAUUUAAUCUUGUUGGGGGUAGAUUAAAAUUAAAAUACUAGCUUGGUUCAAGGAAACCUUUAAAUCAUUCAGAUGUGUCCCUCCCCCUAGAAGAGUUCAUAGCGUACCUGUCAGACUUUGCUCUCCCAUCCUAUCAACAGAGUAAUUUUUUCCACUAAAUGUUCUCAGGGUAAGCCUCAGAAGAAACUGGGUAGGAACAGCUUCACUUAAAAUGACUAUGAAAUUUCCAGUCCUACUUGAUGCUGUAAUUUACUACACCAGAUCUUGAAACCAAGACUGAUUUUGAGCAAGGGGUUGGUUUUAUGUAUGGCUGGUACUUACUACUUUUCAGUAGGUAUGAAAUCCUCAUAAAUCUUAAUAUACCUGUUCAAAGAGUCUGAAAUAAUGAAAACCCUUCAGGUUCUUAUUUACAUAUAAGCUAUGCAACAAUAUACCAUGUAUAAUUAAUAAAAAGUAUUGUUGGAUUUUUUUUGGCUACGUGUUAAAGGACCUGCCCAAGUCUCAAACCAAGACUCAAGAUUAACAUACUCUUAGUUAGAAUUACUUUCAUCCAGAUCUUUGUCUGUUCAGCAUUAACAUUUAAAAUUAAUUUCAAGUUUUACUUUCAGCCACCGUUUAUGGACAUUCCUAAAGGGCUUACUGGAGUCAAGGACAGCACAGCCAUUCUGCGGCCAUCUUUCAGGGUAUAUUCAGUACCAGAUGAGGUAGACAACUGACCGUUUUUUCUCCUUUGGCUCUUCACGUAUGAUGUCUGGGCAUAUAUAUUUACCCCUUCUCUUUGGAGACGCUGGAUUGGCAAAGCUGAUGCACCCCACAUUGCACACAGAGAGUACUUUUCAGCUUUCCUUUUUCAAACUUCUUCCCUGUGUUAAGCCUUUGAAUAGCCAUUGCCUGAUGGGUGGCUAGGCAAGGUUGUGUCAAGUGGGAGAUGGGAGGGUGGAUCAACUCCCAAGAGCCCUGGACGUAGUUCUCACACAUACUAGGUGAAAGCUUUGAUCACAUGCUUAUUGUGUAAAAAAACGGACACAGGCAUUUCAAAGCAAAAAUGCCCUGCUUGUUUUUUUUGUAUGGGCUAGUAUGUGCCAAAGGGAGGGGAGAUGCUUCCUUGCAGCCCCAAAGGAAGUGUCUAAGGAUGGCAGCGUUGGUUCCUGUCCUUAGGAUCAUCCUUAUGGGUUAGCUUGGGCAGCGGGGUUCUCGCGGUGCUGGCCUGGGGCAGCUGCUGCUUUGCCGCUCGCUGGCUGGAAGCCCCUGGGGCGGAGGGGCUCGGCCCUCCUCUGAGCAGGGACCAGAGGUGCGGCCUUGCUCUGGGCCAAAUCCCCUCCAGGGAGCCACAGGCGUUACAGAAGCUCACUUUUAGGCAUUUUACUUAUGUUGAAACUGACCCUCCAAUACUAAAAGAGUGCGUGUGUACAUAUGUAUAAAAAUACAAUGUAUUUUGACCAGGGCGUGCACUGGAGUGUGGGAGGCAGCUGAGGAAGAAGGAAUUACCUUUGUGUGUCUCACUGUUGACAAGCGCAGCACCGUUACAGUUCCAGCCAGCCAGUUUCUAGUCAGUAAACUUUGGCAUAUUUUCAGUAUGCCUUUUAGUCUUAUAUAUAUACACACAUAGUAUCAACAUUUUUAGUGUUUCGGAACUGCGUAUGCUAAGAGUAGAGUGAUUUUAUACUAAAAUGUUCGCUAAUAUUAAUAACACUAACAUGUUUAAGUACCUUUUUAGACAUCAUCUUUUGUAUGUUGUUUUUGAUACUAAAGGACAUAUGUUUUUGCUAGCCUUAAGUCCAUUCUUUAAAGUUCUGCUUCGUUAGAAGGGUAAGAAAUGAAUGUCUGAUGUUUUUCAUGGUGCUAAAGUAACUGUGAUCAGUCUCAAAUUAUUCAGAAUAAAGACGGUAGUUCUCAAGCGC